Neopsephotus bourkii (Bourke's parrot) is the source of this 1726-nucleotide messenger RNA. Its product is annotated as polycomb group RING finger protein 3-like. The coding region runs from base 40 to 798 and encodes 252 amino acids. Gene Ontology annotation, biological process: regulation of transcription by RNA polymerase II. The transcript has 8 exons. Gene Ontology annotation, cellular component: PRC1 complex. NCBI's taxonomy places the organism in Eukaryota, Metazoa, Chordata, Aves, Psittaciformes, Psittacidae. The record is from RefSeq and is a predicted model, not a curated record.
UUUUUUGGGUUUUUUUAUUUUUUUUUACAGAUACCAAAGAUGAUGACUAGAAAGAUUAAGCUUUGGGACAUUAAUGUCCAUAUAACCUGUCAUUUAUGCAAUGGAUACCUGAUUGAUGCCACUACUGUAACAGAAUGCUUGCAUACUUUCUGUAGAAGCUGCUUGGUGAAGUAUUUGGAGGAAAACAACACCUGUCCAACAUGUCGGAUUGUUAUACACCAGAGCCAUCCAUUACAGUAUGUUGGUCAUGAUAGAACAAUGCAAGAUAUUGUUUACAAACUUGUGCCAGGCCUCCAAGAAGCGGAAAUUAAAAAGCAGAGGGAAUUCUAUUACAAACUGGGUAUGGAAGUACCAGGGGACAUCAAAGGGGAGACAUGCUCUGCAAAACAACAUCUAGAUUCACAUCGCAAUGUUGAAACUAAACCAGAUGAAAAUUCAAACAAAGAAACUUCUGAAGAAAACCAGGAAGAAGAUAAUGACUAUCAUCGAAGUGAUGAACAGGUAAGCAUCUGUUUGGAAUGCAAUAGCAGCAAAUUAUGUGGAUUGAAAAGAAAAUGGAUCCGCUGCUCAGCACAAGCAACAGUCUUGCAUCUAAAGAAGUUCAUUGCUAAAAAACUUAACCUUUCUUCUUUUAAUGAGCUGGAUAUAUUAUGCAAUGAAGAGAUUCUUGGCAAGGACCACACACUCAAGUUUGUAGUUGUUACUAGAUGGAGAUUUAAGAUGGUGAAUGGUGAAGAAAUUGAGAGAAAUGCAAAGAGAAUGUCUGAUGAACUAUGGGGAUGGUCAAGAGAGCCAUAGUAAGGCCAUUGGAGUACUGCCAUCUCUGCAAACAAUAAUGUGGUACUACUACAUUUGAACACCUGGGUUAGGAUCUCAAGGCUUAGAGAAUGUGUAUGUGAUGUAAUUAGAAGUUUGCUCUGGUUUUGCUGUACUGUUUCUGGACUCCCUUACCUACAAUUUAGCUUUUAUCUGGUUUUAGCAUUAAUAGAAAUGACAGAAGAGGACAUGCAAGAUCUAAUUAGUCUCUAUUUUUGACAGUUUUUCAGAAAAUAUUAAAUGCAGGAUGUAUAUGUAAGUUAACAUAAUAGGCUUUUCUGGAGCUCUUCAUGUGGAUAUUAUUGUAUACUUCCCAGUGUAAAUCAGGGGCUGGUUCUAGUUUGUGAGGACUCCAGAGAUUGCAAAUAUGGUUAUAAACACCCAUCCUCUAUGCACACCUAAUGUACCUGACAAAGACAUGGAGCUCAAGUCCGUAGACCAUGUAAAUGCGUAAUUCAUUGUUCAGCCACAGUCUGAGGGUUUAAUAAAUAUAUUUGUGAUUGGUCUACCUCAGUAUAUGUACACUGUGUAACGUUAUUGCAAGAUCAGAUGUUGAUGCAGUGCUGUUGAAGUUUAUUUGUAUUUUAGUGUUUCCCUGUGUAGCUCUCCAACUGAAAGAAGUUAGCAGUUACAAAUGUAAAUUCAGAAAACUCUCUGCCAUUCAGUUCUAAAUCUUGCUCUAGCAGUCUAUAGUAUAGAAUAUAUGUUUGCAAGUUUGUAACUAUGUUUGGAAUGACUCAGAUUUGUUGCGAUGCUAUACGAAUAUAUUUAAAACUGUUUAUCUAGGUACACAUCUGUAGCCAGUGUUAACACCUAUAGGUGGUGAUUACUCAUAAUUGUAUGUAUCUGCUUUAGUAAUGCGUUUAACCUCAGCAGUGCUUUUAAAAAGAAAACAAGAAAAAAAACCCAA